This is a messenger RNA of Aedes albopictus (Asian tiger mosquito), 4953 nucleotides long. RefSeq lists its product as uncharacterized. Bases 1 to 4953 code for a protein of 1650 amino acids. NCBI's taxonomy places the organism in Eukaryota, Metazoa, Arthropoda, Insecta, Diptera, Culicidae. The record is from RefSeq and is a predicted model, not a curated record. The transcript is spliced from 3 exons. Gene Ontology annotation, molecular function: nucleic acid binding. Gene Ontology annotation, biological process: DNA integration.
AUGGCGGACUGCGAGGUGCUCAUCGCGAGGAGAGACACGCUGCUCGCUACUCUGGGUCGGGCAGAGGCUUUCGUCGCCAACUACGAUGCAGGACGGGACCAAGGACAAGUACCGCUGAGACUGAGCCACGUCGACAACAUCUGGUCUAACCUCGAAGCGGUGCAGGGCCAGCUUGAGGAUACGGAAAGGACAGCAGAAGGUAGGGCAUUGCAUGCUGAUGUUCGUGCUGGCUAUGAAACCCGGCUUUUCGCAAUAAAAGCAGACUUACUCUCUAAAAUGCCUCCCACUCAUAUGAACGCUCGCAAUCCUUGUUCCGCUCAAACUAACUCCGCUCUCUCUGGGAUCAAGCUUCCAACUAUUUCGCUUCCGGAAUUCGACGGCGAUUACCAGCACUGGCUCACUUUCCACGAUACGUUCGUCGCUUUGAUACAUUCGAACGCUGAUCUGCCCGACAUCCAAAAAUUCCACUACUUAAGGGCAGCUGUAAAAGGAGAAGCCGCGCAGUCGAUCGAGUCGAUCGCGAUCAGUUCCGCUAAUUAUAACUUGGCUUGGGAUGCACUGAAAGGUCGUUACUCCAACGAGUAUUUAAUGAAGAAGCGCCACCUCCAGGCAGUCUUUGAUGUUCCACGGAUGAAGAAGGAGUCCGCUACGACACUUCAUGGGUUGGUUGACGAGUUCGAACGGCAUGUGAAAGUCCUUCGGCAGCUUGGAGAACCUACCGAUUCGUGGAGCAGCCUUCUCGAACACCUGCUUUGCACGAGACUACACGACGACACACUCAAGGUGUGGGAGGACCAUGCGUCGACGGUGACAGAUCCAAACUACGACUGCCUGAUUGGGUUCCUGCAACGGAGAAUUCGGGUUUUGGAGUCGAUUUCUGUGAAUCACCAUGCACCAUCGGGUUCCGCUCCACCUACCGCGUCGUCGACGAAGAAGCAAAUACCGAUGAUUCGUCUUUCGUCGUGCUCUUCCACUGCUAGCACAACGAAACGAUGUCCAGCUUGCAAUCAGCCACAUCCUUUGGGCAAAUGUUUCAAGUUUCAGCGUCUUCCGCUUUCUGAACGUCAGCAGAUUGUCAACGCGAAGCGCCUGUGUACUUACUGCUUGAAAUCCGAUCAUUCCAAUCGCAACUGUCCAUCGGAACUCACUUGCAGGUAUUGUAAUCGUCGGCACCAUAGUCUUCUUCACUACGCAGCCCCGGAUGCCAGCCGCAGGUCCUCAAACGACAGCGCAACGCUUCCCAUCACCACCUCGUCAACUCCGGUGAUCAAUCACUCGUUUUCUCCAGCAGAGCAUUCCGAACAGUCUCUGGUGAUCGCAACAGAUGGUCAGGUUCCAGUGGUUCAAACUAGCGUCCCUCGUCACCACGAAAGAGACAAUGUGUUUUUGCUCACCGUCAUCGUAAAUAUCGUCGACGCUUUCGGUCACGAACAUCCAGCGCGCGCUCUUUUGGACAGCGCCUCACAGCCAAAUCUUAUAACCGAGCGACUCGCCAGCAUGCUUCGUCUGCGGCGCAGCAACGUCAACAUUACGGUACAGGGUGCCGGUAAAUUGUCCAAGCCUGUGCGCCAGUCAGUCUACACCGAAAUUCGGUCGCAGAAUCAGCCAUUCUCGUGUGAUGUCAACUUCUUGGUGAUGGACAAAGUCACAGCAGACCUUCCCUCACAGAAUAUUUCUACGGCAGGGUGGAAUAUCCCGAAGGAACUGGUGCUGGCCGAUCCUUCGUUCAACAAGUCGCAGCCAAUUGACUUGGUACUCGGUGCGAGGCAUUUCUAUUCGUUCUUCCCCAGUGCUGCACGGUUACAGUUGGCUGCAAAUCUCCCAGUCCUCGUUGAUAGCAUUUUCGGCUGGAUAGUCGCUGGUUCUUCUACUCAAAUCCACCCAGACUCCACUUCCGGCACUUCUGCAUCCAGUUCCAUAACUAUUUCGAUGGUGUCCCUCGAGGAAAGCAUUGAACGCUUCUGGAAAACUGAAGAAUUGGUCCUCAACGACGGUUACUCUGUGGAAGAACGGCACUGUGAGACAGUCUACCAGUCUUCGGUCGAGCGCAAUGACGAAGGCCGCUACAUCGUUCGAAUGCCUCGUCAACCUGAUUUCAACGUCAAGCUUGGAGCAUCAAAAGCCAAUGCGCUACGCCGUUUCCAGCUCUUGGAGAAGCGCCUUGAGCGGAACGCAAAACUCAAGGAAGAUUACCACGCGUUUAUGCAGGAAUACCUCGACCUUGGCCACAUGCGCUUGGUAGGAACGCACGAAAAAGAACCUGCAGUAGCCUACUAUCUUCCGCACCACCCAGUCUUCAAAGAUUCCAGCACGACCACCAAAGUUCGAGUAGUUUUCGACGCUUCGGCAAAGACUUCGACAGGCUAUUCCCUAAACGAAGCACUUUCCGUGGGCCCGGUGGUACAGGAUGAUCUGCUGGACAUCAUGAUUCGCUUCCGAACCUUCAAGGUGGCCGUGGUAGGCGACAUUGCCAAAAUGUACAGGCAAGUUUUGCUGCAUCCGGACGACAGGUCGCUCGUUCGCAUCUUUUUUCGAUUCACUCCAAGUUCUCCAGUACAGGUUUACGAAUUGCUCACCGUUACGUACGGCUUGGCGCCUUCUUCCUACCUUGCAACACGCACAUUGAAACAGCUGGCGGAUGACGAAGGCGAGGCAUACCCCCUUGGCGGUCCUGCGUUGCGCAAGAGCUUUUACGUCGACGACUUCAUCGGAGGAGCACAAUCUGUUCAAGAGGCUAUUCGACUGCGGACGGAAAUGAGCGAGCUAUUGGCCAAGGGAGGCUUCGAGCUGAGAAAAUGGACGUCCAAUGAGCUCGAUGUUCUGCAGGGCCUGAAAGACGACCAAAUUGGUACUCAGUCGUCCCUCGAAUUCAGCCCUAACGAAACCGUGAAAGCCUUAGGAAUCUGUUGGGAACCGGAAGCGGACACCUUGCGCUUCGACUCCAGUGUCGAUGAGAACAGCAAACCACCCACCAAGCGUUCCAUUUUGUCGGCCAUAUCACGUUUAUUUGAUCCACUUGGUCUCAUCGCACCGGUCGUCGUGAAAUCCAAGAUUUUGAUGCAGGAGCUCUGGCUGUUAUCUUGCGGAUGGGACGAUCCCGUUCCGGAACAGGUCCAGCAAAAGUGGGAGAACAUUCGCAGCGAACUUCCGAAAAUUUCCUCAUACCGUGUCGACCGCUAUGCACUCUUGCCAAACUCAACGAUCCAGCUACACACUUUCUCCGAUGCUUCAGAAUCGGCGUACGGUGCAUGCAUCUACGCCCGCUGCGAGGACGCGCAAGGUCAGACUCGUAUUUGCCUGCUGGCAUCCAAGUCGCGUGUGGCACCCCUAAAACGAGUUAGUCUUCCACGCUUGGAACUCUGCGCCGCUGUUUUAGGUGCCCAUCUUUACGAUCGGAUCAAGAAAGCCAUCGGCAUCGACAUUUCCACCUCGUUUUUCUGGUCCGACUCUGCCAUUACGCUGCAGUGGAUCCGUUCGCCUCCGAACACUUGGAAGACAUACGUCGGUAAUCGGGUUUCAGAGAUCCAACAUUUCACCCAUGGCUGUAUCUGGAAUCACGUCGCUGGCUACGAAAAUCCUGCCGAUCUGGUGUCACGCGGAAUGACAUUAGCUGAAGCCAAAACGACCCUAGUUCGCCUUGCGCAAAAUGACUCCUUUGCCACCGAAAUAAAAGCCCUUCAAGAUGGUCAAGUAGUUGGAAAGCGUUCUCCCCUUCGAAAGUUGAGCCCAUUCGUCGACCCAGAGAGAGUAUUGCGAGUGGGAGGCCGUCUAACUGAGCACUACCACAAGAAGCUUCUCCACGGCGGCGGGCGUGCUCUGCUGGCAGCAAUGCGCGAAGAAUUUUGGCCGAUCGACGGCCGCAGACUAGUGCGAAAUGUAGUUCGUGCUUGUUUCCGAUGCUAUCGUCUCAACCCGGUGGCUGAACAGCAACAAAUCGGCCAGCUACCUGCUGCCCGAGUGAUUCCCAGUCGUCCAUUCAGCGUAGUAGGAGUUGAUUACGCUGGGCCAUUCUACCUGAAGGCCAUCCACAAACGAGCUGCUCCCACGAAAGCGUAUCUGUGCCUCUUCGUGUGCUUCGCAACGAAGGCGGUGCACCUAGAGUUAGUCAGCGAACUGUCCACGUCUGCUUUCCUGGCAACUCUUCGCAGGUUUAUCUCUCGCCGAGGCCGCCCCUCGGAUAUACAUUCGGACAAUGGGAAGAAUUUUGAAGGUGCUAGCAACGACAUCACCCAAUUGUAUGACAUGCUCGCUGAAGAAACAUUCCAAGCGGAAAUCGUAUCGACAUGUGCCGCCGAAGGAACUACUUGGCACUUCACACCCCCAAAAGCUCCUCACUUCGGCGGGCUAUGGGAGUCGGCCAUCAAGGUAGCGAAGAAGCAUCUGUAUCGACAGAUAGGCACGACGCGGCUCUCUUAUGAGGACAUGAGCACUGUUCUAGCACAGGUAGAAGCGAUAAUGAAUUCGCGGCCACUGCUUCCAAUGAACGAGGAUCCUGACGACUUGGCCGCAUUAACUCCAGGCCACUUCCUCGUCGGUACAUCGCUUCUCGCCCUGCCCGACCCAGACUUUCGCACCAUUCCGACAAGUCAGCUGGACCACUACUGGAAACUUCAGUCUCACAUCGGACGAUUUUGGCACCAUUGGCAGAAGGAAUACAUCCAGGAGCUGCAAAAGGACACCAAGGGUCAUUCGAGGAACGAGAAAUUUCUGCUGGGGCAACUUGUCAUCAUCGUCGACGAGCAACAGCCAACACUGCGCUGGCCUUUGGCUCGUAUAGUCGCCGUUCAUCCCGGGAACGACAACAUCACUCGGGUCGUUUCAUUGUUGACUGCGAAAGGUGUUAUCAAACGACCAAUUGCGAAAAUUUGCCUGCUUCCUUUCGUCGCAUCGGUUCCUGAUGACAGCGAUUCAACAUCCAACGAUGAACUUCAACUGGAGCCUGCUUUAGAUUAA